Molecule: messenger RNA, 1989 nt
Organism: Priceomyces carsonii
Lineage: Eukaryota; Fungi; Ascomycota; Pichiomycetes; Serinales; Debaryomycetaceae
Exons: 1
Coding region: 1-1989 (662 amino acids)
Molecular function (GO): protein binding
Source: RefSeq, a predicted model, not a curated record
AUGGGUGCAUUUGGGUAUACUGAGACGAUCGAGGGAGACAUAUACAUUCAAAGGUUAUCAUCUUAUAUCAGGAGAAAUGAAGAGGCUUUGGCCAACGGAUUACUCUGCUUUUCAAAAAAUAGAGGGAAAACCAAAGUGAGGCCCCUAAGAUUGAGCUUCAGCCUUCACCACUUGUACUAUAUCACUGAAAGAAUUGAUUCAUGCUCACUAGGAGUCGACGUUGGCCCACUAAAUAUUAAAUUGGACAUUCCAAAUCACGAACCAACAUUUAUUCUGUUUAUGGCUAACAAUGCCAAAAACUCUAAACAUUAUGAUAACGACACUAGGUCUAUUUCGUCGAUAAGUUCUGUGAAAUCAAUCGUGUCCAGUACUUCAGUUUACUGGAGAUCAUUUGGAUUCAAUAAAGAUCCUAAACUUACUAAUAAAGAAUUGAGAUAUCUAUAUUCCUCGUUCACAAAAAUUCCAUGUUUGAUAAUAUCUCCAAAAACGAAAGUCAGCAGCAUCACCUCAUACGAGGAGUACCCUUGUGACACCUUGGUUCCGGUUAGGAUGUUCAAGAAUUUGCAGGUGCUAGAAAUAGUUGAUUAUGAACCGAAUGAAAUAUUUGGAUGGAACACAUUGAGUGAUCAACUAAGAAUUUUGAUAAUAAAGAACUCUAAAACACAUCACAUAGAAGAAGUCUUAUUUAAUUUAGUGAUCGAUGAUGAAUCGGGAAGGUCGAGCUUCAUAUCACACAAGCAGACGAAGAAACACAAUAAUCAUUUCAACGGGGUUGAAGGGUCACCGACGCAUGAAGCUCACGAGUAUCCACAGUAUAAUAACAAUGCAUUUAAGUAUCCUGUUAGAGCGAGGGCUACUACUACAGGAACUGGAUCUCUUCCUAAGGAAUUGGAGCUUAACGAUAUUUUGGUUACUAAAAAUCCAAAGGAUUAUCAAACACUUGAUGAACGAAGAUGGUCCUUAUUAAAGCAACUAACAGUAUCUGAGACGUCUAUAACGUCAAUACCACCGUUUGUUUUUAAGCCACUAGGAAAUCUAGUGAAACUUACUUUAUCAAAUAAUCUAUUAGAAGAAUUACCUGAAGGUCUUGACCAACUUACUAAUAUUAAAUACCUCAACUUUUCAGAUAAUUAUUUGACAGAUCUCACGAAUUUACCAAAAAACCUACCCAACUUAACAACUUUAAGCUUCAACAAUAAUAAAAUAAAAGACAUACGGGGUUUGGAAGACCUUAUUUCUUUGGAGAAAAUUGAUCUCCGAAAAAACGAGUUGGUCAAAUUGAGUGAUUUGAAACCCAUUGUUUUGUUAUUUAAAAACAUUCCACACAAAUUUGAUAAUGUAUACCUCUCAGGCAACAGGUUACUGAAGACCUAUAGAACAGAUUUGUUUAAUUUAUUUAACGGCGUUAGGUUCAAAAGCCAGAUUAAGAUUGAUGAUUCGAGACCUGGUUAUUUUGAGGGUGCUUUGUUAUUAGACGCUACAUCCUCAGAGAAAGCUUUGGAUAAGUUCUUAAAAAAAACAGCGAGAUUGACCCCAAUUUCCAUAGAUACGCCUCCAAUUCUUAAUAAUAUUUCAGAUCUAAAUGGUAACUUGAAAACUCCUGAGCAUCCUGAAAACCUAACGGAACCUUUUGCAACUUACGUCACCAUUGGUCAGAAUGAAAAUUUACAACCCUCACCGACACGAAGCUUUGAUUCGUCUACUCGUACUCCAACCAAACAACCAGGGGUCUCGCUAAAUCAGGUAACAGUGAGCUCGCCUUUGAGUAACAAUCAAAAUUUCACUAACAAAUUGGAUCAAACAUCUUUGCAGUUAAAGCAUGCAACUGCCCCAGCUGGCCCGUGUAAAUUGUCGCCUUCAUCUGGACCAAGCGCUGACUCUAUGAGGAGAUCUUCUGCAUUUAAUCCUUUAGAUUCUUCAGCGGCUAGUAAGAAUGCUGCUCCAAAUAUUAUAACACAUGUGCAAGUAACUGCACGUAUGAGUACUUAG